This is a messenger RNA of Colletotrichum higginsianum IMI 349063, 2172 nucleotides long. Its product is annotated as ATPase. The record is from RefSeq and is a predicted model, not a curated record. Lineage: Eukaryota; Fungi; Ascomycota; Sordariomycetes; Glomerellales; Glomerellaceae. The transcript is spliced from 2 exons. Gene Ontology annotation, molecular function: ATP hydrolysis activity; ATP binding. Bases 1 to 2172 code for a protein of 723 amino acids.
AUGCGCUUGGGCGACGCGUUCGACAAGGAGGCCCUCUCGGAAAAGGCCUGGCAGCUGCGUUGCAAGCUGCUGCCCCGACCGGAGGAAGUCGGCCGGCCCAUCAAGGAUAUCGAGGGCGGCCUCGCGGACGAGGACGCCAAGAAACAGCCGCCCAAGAACCCGACCUUUGGCGUCGAUGCCACCGUCAAGACGCUCUACGAGGGCAAGAACAGCUGCAACGGCAUCUAUGACUGGGUCGACUUCCCGCCCAAGCAGAUGAGCAAGAAGGCCGCCGAGAACCAGGACCGCCCCGCCAUCAAGGUCUACAAGAUCAAGGACAUGGAGAAGCCCGUCAUCGGCGGCCGCUUCUCGCUGACCUACCACCAGAUCUGCAUCCAGAACCCGACCCUGGUCGCCGCGCUGGAGCCCAUCCUCAAGAAGGAGAACUUCCACAUCGACCCCAGCGACGCGGCCACCUUUGACGCCCCCUUCCGCCCGCUGUUCUUCUGCUACGACGACAUCCUCGAGCUGUACAGGACGACCGACGACGCCGCCCCGCUCAAGGGCUACCUGCAGCUCCUGGUGCGCACCCUGGACGACAUGCUCGGCGAGACGCGCGAGAAGAAGAGCCGGCUGCAGGCCAGCGGGCUCAUCAGCUUCAAGAUGGCCUGGACCUACCUGCCGAGGGGCUCCAUCGUCUACAGCAGCGCCUGCAACACGGAGAUGCUGUGCAAGGUCGAGGACACGGCGUACGAGCGCGUCGACGGCCUCGUCGUGCUCGGCAUCAACUGCAAGAUCCUCGCCUUCAACGGCGAGGCCUUUGUCUGGACGGACCACAAGCUGCGGAUCCCGCGGUUCGCCGGGAACAAGCCCAUCCGCGAGCUGGACCACUACCCGCUGCAGUUCCACGAGAACAAGAGGGAGAUCCUGCAGCGGACGCUCGACAGGGGAAGGAGGGUCUUGGACCUCCAGGGCUUGACGUACUGUACUUACAACGGCAUCGCGGUGGGGAAGAAGGGCAAGUACAACGUCGAGGGUCGGAUCCUCGUCGACGUUGUCGGGUUCAACAAGUACGAGCGGACCCAGGGGAAGCGGGAACAGGACGACGCCGCUACGCGACGGAACCGCGUCAGCCAGAGCCAAACCCAUCAUCAGCAGGACGAGAACGACGAAGGAGCCGAUGAAUCGAAAUCCGAGAAGACGGGGGCCGACAUCAGCAAGCAUCUCGGCGUCCAUGAGCAGCGGAAAAACAAGGAGGAGAUGCUUGCCCGGGAAGGCGAUUUGAUGUUCAUGUCUCCCUUGAUCGAGGGGUUCGCGUUGAAGAACAAGGUCUGGUUGGCCUUUUACGUGGAAGACAUCGAGCCGAUCGUCUGGAACGACAAGGCGUACGACCACCUGGUCUACGACGAGCAGCAGAAGGACCUCGUCCUGUCGUUUGUCGAGAACCACGGCCUCGCCCACAGGAACAACGCCGUGGAGGACGUCAUCGUGGGCAAGGGCCAGGGCCUCAUCAUCCUCCUCAGCGGCCCGCCCGGCACGGGCAAGACGCUCACGGCCGAGGCCGUCGCCGACAAGACGCACCGGCCGCUCUUCUACCUGCAGGCCGAGGACCUCGGCAUCGACCCGUCGACGCUGGGCGACAAGGUCAAGCGCGUGUUCGGCAUGGCGACGGAGUGGAACGCCGUCGUGCUGCUCGACGAGGCCGACGUCUUCAUGGCGGAGCGGAACCCCAACGACGUGGCGCGCAACGAGCUCGUGUCCAUCUUCCUGCGCGAGCUCGAGUACUUCCGCGGCAUCAUCUUCCUGACGACGAACCUGUACAACACCAUCGACACGGCCUUCCGCAGCCGCGUGAGCCUGCACCUGCUCUUCAAAUCGCUGAGCCGGGACGCGCGCGAGCUCAUCUGGCGCAAGUUCCUGGGGCGCCUGCGGUAUCGAAAUGGGUCUGACGGGGGUGACGAAGCCGCGGAGGGCGACGUCGGACUGCUGCUCUCGGACGAGGACGUCGGGGAGCUGGGCCAGUGGCAGCUCAACGGCCGCGAGAUCAAGACGGCGGUCAAGAUGGUGGCCAAGUGGUGCGACCACAAGGGCUACGAGAUGAGCCUGGCGAGGCUGGAGAACGGCAUCCGGGUGACGAGCCCGCACGCGAGCAAGGAGAAGCACGCGGAGGACGACGACGACCUGUACAACUGA